AUGAAAUCUCCAUACUUCGAAAUUGCCAAAAAUUGCAUUCAACUUUUUUCCAGUACUCUUGCAAUCUUUCUAAACUCAUUGCUCAUUUUUUUGAUCUACACAAAAUCUCCAAAAAAGAUGGGAAAUUAUAGACAUCUCAUGUGCUAUUUUUGUGCAAUUUCAAUGAUUUUUGCAGUUUUGGAUUUCGUUUUAAGACCUGCAUUCUUUGCGGCUGUUGUGGUUCCACAAUCUACGGAAUCGUCGUUCAUUUUGUUUAUCGAUUUUUCGCAUUGGAAAGAAGUUCAGAAUCCUCCAGAAUAUCAGAAUCUUAGAAUAUCAGAAUCUCAAAAUUCCAGAUUAACAGAAUCUCAGAAUCUUAGAAUCUCAAAAAUAUUUCCUGUUUCUGAACGUUAUUUUUAUCUAAAAAUAUAUUUUUUUAUCAGUAUAAUAUCAGUCAGUAUCAGUAUAGUAGUUAACAAUUCCUUUUUAAUUCGAAUUUCUAGAACGGGAAGACUCAAAUAUUUCAAAGGUCCCUUUCUCAUUUUCUGGUUCUCUCUACCUCUAAUUUCUGGCCUAAAUUGGAGUUUCUUAUGUUACUAUCUAUUCGGAAUGUCCCCAAAAUCGUCAGACUAUCUUAGGCCAAUAACUCUAGACAUUUUCAAUGUUUCAAUUUCCAAUAUUUCAUAUUCGGCGGCGGUUUUCUGGCCAAAAAACCAAAUUUCUUGGUCCGACUUCAAUUGGAAACAUGGAAUUGGUUUUGUUAAUUGUGUUUUAUUAAUGCAAAUUUCAUUCGGUAUCAUUCUAUGGAUGUGUGCAAAAAGUCGACUGAAAAUUAAGGAAUUAUUGAAACAAGGAGUUUCAAAAUAUUCGAAAGACUUGCAAAUUCAGUUGUACAAAGCAUUGGUUGUGCAGACCCUCAUCCCCACAAUCUUCAUAUUCAUUCCAUUUGGAAUCCUGUUCAUUUGCCCAUUUUUCCUAAUCAAUUGUGAAUUUAUUUCUGAACCUGUCACUAUUUUCUACUCUAUCUAUCCAGUUUUGGACCCUUUACCACUUUUAUUUUACAUCGAUAUAUAUAGAAAUGCUUGUCGAGAAAUCCUAUUCUCAAAAUGCAAACCGAAUCGAGUGGAUGUGUUUUCUGUGGGAAAUGAAGAACGGGAUUCCACCAAUCAUUCGAUUUGA
Molecule: messenger RNA, 1158 nt
Organism: Caenorhabditis briggsae
Lineage: Eukaryota; Metazoa; Nematoda; Chromadorea; Rhabditida; Rhabditidae
Exons: 6
Coding region: 1-1158 (385 amino acids)
Biological process (GO): olfactory behavior; G protein-coupled receptor signaling pathway
Molecular function (GO): G protein-coupled olfactory receptor activity
Source: RefSeq, a predicted model, not a curated record